CCAGUCUCGUGCACAUAUAGCCGCUCGUCCAUAGAGCCUGGCCGCUCGUGGUGUCCGCUGAUUCGGCUUACAUUGGCACAAUGAUUGUAAAAUUCAAACAUCGCAUUGUUCUUGUAUCUACGCUACUUUCUAUGCUAUACGUCGAGGGAGCAAAACCCAAACAACAGGAAUUUUCAUCCGAGCAUGACUCACUUACGCAGACUGUUGGUCGUCUCACGAGCGACCUUACCAAUCUUCAAAUGGCGUUUGCUGAGCUCAACCGUACGCUUCAGACCUUCAUCGAGGAAAUUGUAAGCAAGAAAACGUCUUUCUUCGGCGACGGGUCUUACGGAUCUUUCCUAAGCGGUCCCACUACUGUCGUUAUUAACGACUACGCUAAAGUGAUUGGCAAGGCUGAAAAGGGAUCGAAGCAUUUUGCGGUCGAUUCCAUUGCGUCACUGUCGUCUGGUGUCGAAGUUCUCAUUAUCCAGAUGAAGGGAAAAGAGGCUGGGAAAUACAUAUUUGCUCGUAUUUUCAGCGUCGACAGAGCAGAGCAGAUCGUUUAUGUCACGACGGGAUUGAGCUUUAGGUGCAGUUCUUUGGGAAGUGAGAGAUGCCAGAUUGUUACCGUUCCUCACUAUAGCAACGUGUACGUUAACAGUGGCGGAACUAUAAUGGGUAGUGAGUGGGAUGGAGACAAAGGUGGAGUUGUCGUAUUACGAGCAAGCAUAAAGGUGGAAGUUGCAACUUCUUCAAGCAAAAUUUCUGCGUGUGGCAUUGGAUAUCGUGGUGGAGCAGAUGGUAAAAAACUGAAGCAUCCAGGACUUCAGGGAGAGAGUUACAAUGGCACAGUUGUGGCAGCUAUCCACUCUAACUAUGGCGGCGGAGGAGGCGGAGAAACUCCUAGCACACACAACUAUGGCGGCUUGCAACCAGCACACGGUGGCCAGGCCUAUGGAAACUGGGUUUCUCUUCUGGAUCAGAUACUGAUGGGCAGCGGAGGUGGAGGAGGAGCUAGAGACCAGGAUUGCUGCGCCAACCCUGGAAGAGGAGGAAACGGAGGUGGCAUUGUCAUGGUAUUCACUCCGUUUAUUGCUGGGAGCGGCGGGAUUGUCACUGCGUGCGGCGAGAACGGGCUGAAUGCUGGAAACAAUGGAAAGAGUGGUGGUCAACAAGGAGGAGGCGGAGGAGGAGCCGGUGGUUCCGUACUUGUUGUAUCUAAUCCAUCAGGGGUGUCUACGAAAGGGAGUGUUAGUGUCCAGGCGCCGGGUGGUGCAGGAGGAAGUUCGAGUGAAUCGAGUUACGCAGCUCCGGGUGGGGCAGGAUCAGAAGGAAUAAUAUCGUUGCACUCCGCUACUGCGUAAACAGAUCUCGACACUCUUUGAACUUCUUUCAGUUAGAGUAUACGAAGCACAUAUAAGUACACUUUCAUUUGAUUGCGUAUAUGCUGUCUGCUCUAGAGAGGACUGUGGGCUUAAUUAAGGAAUGGCGUUCAGACAAUGCAUGCAUGCGUUGUUACUACAAUGUACUAUCGUCUGUCACAAAGUCUAGAUGAGUAAAUGCUAGAUUGCAAUGUUAUAA
This is a messenger RNA of Corticium candelabrum, 1560 nucleotides long. RefSeq lists its product as uncharacterized. NCBI's taxonomy places the organism in Eukaryota, Metazoa, Porifera, Homoscleromorpha, Homosclerophorida, Plakinidae. Bases 81 to 1343 code for a protein of 420 amino acids. The transcript is spliced from 5 exons. The record is from RefSeq and is a predicted model, not a curated record.